This is a messenger RNA of Egretta garzetta (little egret), 582 nucleotides long. It is a transcript of the gene STPG1, whose product is annotated as sperm tail PG-rich repeat containing 1. The transcript has 5 exons. Lineage: Eukaryota; Metazoa; Chordata; Aves; Pelecaniformes; Ardeidae. Bases 1 to 582 code for a protein of 193 amino acids. The record is from RefSeq and is a predicted model, not a curated record.
AUGGGGGGACAGGGGCAGCACGACGGCCUGGCCGUGAAAGGGCAAAAACACCCGUUGUCAGGGGAGGACGGGAAUGAAAAUCCAGGCCCAGGAUUCAAUAGUGUAACUCAUCAGUCCGCAGAGAUCAACAGCUCCUCGUUGUCAAAGAAACGAACCGGAUACUUCCCUUCUCUGAAAAUCUCCAACUACCCAGCUGCAAACGCCUACAAGAUCUCACCAUCUUUUCAAUCCAAGCAAGACUUCAGCAAGGGAACCUCUAGCACAUUUCAACAACCCAUUGCUAGGAAGUCUGAGAAAAUCCCCACUCCAGCACGUCACUACACCACCAAGGAUUCCCUCAUUGAGGUGUCUCCCGAGGGUAUAGCUUCUUGCUUCAAGUCAAAGACCUCCUGCCUAACAAGGAUGGACAGGUUUAAUCCAGAGCCUGCAGAAAUUCUGUUUGACUCUGCUCCAUCCAUCCCACCCCGUAAAGAUCCUCCUUUGCCUGGGCAGUGUGACCUCGUGGAUUACAAAGGGUCUCUGAAGCAGGACUGCUCCACGGACAGAGCGCAGAUCACAGGAAGGGUUCCCUCAGCCAGGUAA